Molecule: messenger RNA, 1242 nt
Organism: Acanthosepion pharaonis
Lineage: Eukaryota; Metazoa; Mollusca; Cephalopoda; Sepiida; Sepiidae
Source: the annotation of a GenBank genome assembly
AUGUUAAAAGUGAUUGUGAAGACAACAAAUUGGAGCUUUUCUCUCUGUUACUUUUACCCUUUCUUUCUUUCCCUUUUCUCGUAUUGGUCUUCUCUCUCUCUCUCCUCUCACUUCUGCAUCGAUAACCACUCUCUCCUUUAUUUCAAUUUUUUUCUGAACGAAAUCAAAAAAAUGGCUUCGUCUUUGAGGAAUGAAAUAAAAGAAUCGAAAAAGCACCUCGUCGAUUUGCAGGAAGAUGUCGAAGAAUUCGAAAAGCGGCUCCGUCGAGGGAUUGAACAGACGAAGAAAUCGAUUGAACAAUUAUCAAUCGAUUGCGACGUGAAUUGCUCCAAAGUCUGGCAGGAAUUCGAUGAAUUUCUGGAAAAGACGUGGAUGAAGGCCGCAGAGUUGUGCAACCAAAUGAGAGAAAAGACGAGCGAAGAAGAAAGGAAAUGGCGCCAAAUUCUCGAAGAGAAAGAAAAUCUCUUGGAGGAGGCGGGAAAAUGGCUCCUGGAUUUGCGCCAUUUGUUUGCCGCCAGCAACGAUGACGAGGACGUUAUUUCUGGUGUCCGGUCGCUGGGAGCGGAGAUUUCAGGGCGGCUCCAUGAAUCGUUCUUUCCUGUUGAGGAAGGUCAUUUUGAUGUGACAUUUCCAGAAUGGUGCCAACGAUCAUUAAACCAGCUUCAAAAAGAAAUCGUCGACUUUAAGACGGUAAAGACAUGGCAUCCAAGGGAAUUGGAACUUGAAAGCGAAUUCCGCCUUCGGGGUUCGAACCUAGCGUGGAUUCGGUCGAUUGCCGCCAGCGAAGAAGACGGUCACGUGUUUGUUGUCGAUCGGGGCGACUAUUCGAUCAAGGAAUUCGGUGGGACUGGGGAAUUCGUCGGCCGAUGUCCACUGACGGACGAAGGAUUAUUACCCCUGGACAUUUGUUGUCUUUCACAAGACAAUUUCGUUGUUUAUUCUCCUCCUCCUCCCGCUUCUAAAUUUCAUUCCUCCCUCUCCCUUAUUUCUCCACCCCCGACUUUUCCCCCCUCUCUAUAUUUGUUUAUGUUUUUCAAUGCCAACCAAUUCUGCUCCUCCCCCUCCCAUAAUGUCAGCUUCUCUUUUCUCCCCCUUCAUUGUUUUUAUCUUUUCUUGAUUUUUUUUUACUCCCUCUACUUUUUCUCUCUCCCUCUCUCUCUUUCUCUCUCUCUCUCUCUGUAUCGUUCCCUCUCUCUUUUACGAUAUCAAGAGGAAAGCAACAAAAUGGAAACUGAAUUCUAA